UUGAGCCACUGUGUGCUGGAACCUGGGCUCGACCCAGACAAACCCCAUCUUGAUUUGGGGAUGCCAGCAGGGCUCACGGCACUGUAGUUAGGGGGCGGCUUUGCUUGGCAUCUGGAACCAAGAGGCAGCUGUUGUGGUGGCAAAAAGAGGACAAGAGGCCUUGUUCCUAUCCGACCUUGCCCCCAGGGCUCCAAUCAUCUGUUAAAUAAGGGGCUUGGGGGUCCCUUCAUCCUCUCGGGCUGGAUGUUCUGGCUGCCGGACUCUUGAGGUCAUUGCUCAGACCAGCUUUCUGAAACUGGGCUGCCCAAGGCGUCAUGGGGCUGUGGCUUCCAGGCCUGUUCGGGAGUUCUGUGGACUCUGCCCCUGUGGGGUGAGGAGGACCUGCCGUGCGGAUGCCUCCUGCCAUCAGCUGUCAGGUUAUUUUGGUGUAAACUGAAAAUACUCCAGGCAUUGUGUGUUGAGUCCCCCCAGCCUGCAGGGUGGGACUGUAGCCGGAGCAGCUGGGGAGACUGGUUGUGGCUGAGGGCAGCCCUUGGAGAAGCAAAGGUUCCCCAGGGGUGGGCCUGCCUGCCCAGCUCCCAGGGCUUGCUGAGCUGGGGAGCUUCAUUUUGCCGUCCAGUAAAGUGGCUUCCUUUGGGGCUGGGCCCUGGGAGUGGUGGGGCAUCCAGGGUCCUGUGGGCAGGCGCUCUGCUCAUUGAGCUGGGCGCUGGACAGGCUAACUCCCUGGGACCUCUCCUCGCUUCUCCCCACCCCAGGGGCUUGGCUUCUGGCUCGUCAGGGGCCCUAUGUGGGGACAGUUAUGUGGCCCUGGGCAGAGAGGUUCCGCUGUCUGUUUGCUGAAGGAGGAAAAACAACACGUGGACUAUUGAUUCAGCCUCACCUUGGUACUCCUGGCUCAGCAGCCGGUGUUUGCCCCAGCCGCCUGGCUCGGGUUACGCAAGGCUGGUGGGUGUGGAGUGAGAAGGGGCUGCUGCCUGGGCGGCCCCAGUGUUCCCCAGGAAAUAGCGUCAAAAGAGCCUGGACUUUGCUUUUGUCUGCCAGUCUGGGCCAUAGAGGGAGGUGAAGCCACUGCAAACCCCUUGCUGGGGCCCAAAGCCCCCAUCCCACCGGGGUCACCCACUUUCUUCCCAGGGGCUGUGGGUCUUUGCAAAUAACUCCCUGUGGCCGGGUUUGCUUGCUGAACCAAGAAACCCUAGUGUGCUGUGUAGAUGCUGCCUAUUAAGAAAUAUUAAAAAGCCAACAUUUCAUUCCUUUAUAAAAUCUACCUAAGUAAUUUGGAAAAUAUACAGUGACACAAAGAAGGAAAUAAUUACUCGUAAUUCUCACCAUCUUGAGAGAAGCGUUGUUAACAUUGUGGCGUGUGUCCUUCCAGAUUUUGUUUUGGGGUUAUAUGUAAAUAUACGUGUAUAAAUAGUUUUUUAAAAACAAAAGGGGCUCAUGUGCACAUACUGCUUUAUACCCCUGUUUUAUGGAUUCUGGUGAGCGUGUGUUCAGUGGUUGUUUCUGAUUUUAGUAACUCAAGCCUUGCUACUCUUUAUCCUACUUCUUGUGUGGAGAGAGGCUUGGGAGCUGUGUGUCCAGGGGUCCAUCUGUCCAUCUAUCCGGCUGACCCUGGGGGCUGGAUUUUCACCCGUCUCCCCCAGAGCCCCUUUAGGCCUGGAGUGACCAGUGGGGUGGGCAGGCAACAUCGGCGCAUGGCUGCAGACGGACUGACUCGCUCCCCCUUUUUUUCCUUUUUCCUCUCAGAGCCGGCAGCUCUCAUCCUCCCCUCACAGCCCUGCCUGUCUCGGCCCCAUGCCCCCGCCAGUCAGCCCCGGGCCACAGGCAGUGAACAGGCACGCCAGAGCCAAGGCCCUGUGAACAGGCCAAGGAGACGGGGGCUCCGGGGUCCCGGCCACCUGUCCCCUCCAUGGAGCUGAGGCCCUGGUUGCUAUGGGUGGUAGCAGCAGCCAUAGCCUUGGUCCUGCUGGCGGCCGAUGCCCGUGGUCAGAAGGUCUUCACCAACACCUGGGCCGUGCGCAUUGCUGGAGGCCCGGCUGUGGCUGACAGUGUGGCCCGCAAGCAUGGCUUCCUCAAUCUGGGACAGAUCUUCAGCGACUAUUACCACUUCUGGCAUCGAGCAGUGACAAAGCGGUCCCUGUCACCUCACCGCCCGCGGCACAGCCGGCUGCAGAGGGAGCCUCAAGUACAGUGGCUGGAGCAACAGGUGGCAAAGCGACGGACCAAACGGGACGUGUACCAGGAGCCCACGGACCCCAAGUUUCCCCAGCAGUGGUACCUGUCUGGCAUCACCCAGCGGGACCUGAACGUGAAGGAUGCCUGGGCCCAGGGCUACACGGGGCGCGGCAUUGUGGUCUCCAUUCUGGAUGAUGGCAUUGAGAAGAACCACCCGGACUUGGCAGGCAAUUAUGAUCCUGGGGCCAGCUUCGAUGUCAAUGACCAGGACCCUGACCCCCAGCCUCGGUACACCCAGAUGAAUGACAACAGGCAUGGCACGCGGUGCGCGGGCGAGGUGGCUGCGGUGGCCAACAACGGCGUCUGUGGCGUAGGCGUGGCCUACAAUGCCCGUAUUGGAGGGGUGCGCAUGCUAGAUGGCGAAGUGACAGAUGCGGUGGAGGCACGCUCGCUGGGCUUGAACCCCAACCACAUCCACAUCUACAGCGCCAGCUGGGGCCCCGAGGAUGACGGCAAGACGGUGGAUGGGCCAGCCCGCCUCGCCGAGGAGGCCUUCUUCCGGGGGGUUAGCCAGGGCCGUGGGGGGCUAGGCUCCAUCUUCGUCUGGGCCUCAGGCAAUGGAGGCCGGGAGCAUGACAGCUGCAAUUGUGAUGGCUACACCAACAGCAUCUACACGCUGUCCAUCAGCAGCGCCACGCAGCUCGGCAACGUGCCCUGGUACAGCGAGGCCUGCUCCUCCACCCUGGCCACCACCUACAGCAGCGGCAACCAGAAUGAGAAGCAGAUUGUGACCACUGACCUGCGGCAGAAGUGCACGGAGUCUCACACAGGCACCUCAGCCUCUGCCCCCUUGGCAGCCGGCAUCAUCGCUCUCACCCUGGAGGCCAAUAAGAACCUCACCUGGCGGGACAUGCAGCACCUGGUGGUACAGACCUCAAAGCCAGCACACCUCAAUGCUAACGAUUGGGCCACCAAUGGUGUGGGCCGGAAAGUGAGCCAUUCGUAUGGCUAUGGGUUGUUGGAUGCAGGUGCCAUGGUAGCCCUGGCCCAGAACUGGACAACGGUGGCCCCCCAGCGGAAGUGCAUCAUCGACAUCCUCACUGAACCCAAGGACAUCGGGAAGCGGCUAGAGGUGCGGAAGACUGUGACCGCCUGCCUGGGGGAGCCCAGCCACAUCACACGGCUGGAGCACGCUCAGGCGCGGCUCACGCUGUCCUACAAUCGCCGCGGCGACCUGGCCAUCCACCUGGUCAGCCCCAUGGGCACCCGUUCCACCCUGCUGGCUGCCAGGCCACAUGACUACUCUGCAGAUGGGUUUAAUGACUGGGCUUUCAUGACGACCCAUUCCUGGGACGAGGACCCCUCCGGCGAGUGGGUCCUGGAGAUUGAAAACACCAGCGAAGCCAACAACUAUGGGACGCUGACCAAGUUCACCCUUGUGCUGUAUGGCACGGCCCCCGAGGGGCUGCCCACGCCUCCUGAGAGCAGCGGCUGCAAGACCCUUACAUCCAGCCAGGCCUGUGUGGUGUGUGAGGAGGGCUUCUCCCUGCACCAGAAGAGCUGUGUCCAGCACUGCCCACCAGGCUUCACUCCCCAAGUCCUCAAUACGCACUAUAGCACCGAGAAUGACGUGGAGACCAUCCGGGCCAGCGUCUGUGCCCCCUGCCACGUCUCGUGUGCCACAUGCCAGGGGCCAGCCCCCACAGACUGCCUCACCUGCCCCAGCCAUGCCUCCCUGGACCCUGUGGAGCUGACGUGCUCCCGGCAAAGCCAGAGCAGCCGUGAGUCUCCACAGCAGCAGCGGCCGGGGCCGCCCCCAGAGGUGCAGGCCGAGCCGCGGCUGCGGGCAGGGCUGCUGCCCUCGCACCUGCCCGAGGUGGUGGCCGGCCUCAGCUGCGCCUUCAUCGUGCUGGUCUUCGUCACUGUCUUCCUGGUCCUGCAGCUGCGCUCUGGCUUCAGCUUCCGGGGGGUGAAGGUGUACACCAUGGACCGUGGCCUCAUCUCCUACAAGGGGCUGCCCCCCGAGGCCUGGCAGGAGGAGUGCCCAUCUGACUCAGAAGAGGACGAGGGCCGGGGCGAGAGGACCGCCUUCAUCAAAGAUCAGAGCGCCCUUUGACGAGCGCCUGCUGCCCGCCCCUUCGAGCCCGUCCCCUCCUUGGGCACUUUUUAAUUCACCAAAGUAUUUUUUUAUCUUGGGACUGGGUUUGGACCCCAGCUGGGAGGCAAAAGGGGCAGAGACCGCCUCCCACCCUACCCUUGGGCCACCUGGUUGCCUGAGGUGGGGCCCCAGGACCAGAGGAGGGGCAGGGAGGGCCUCGCCCCCCAGCACCCCAGCGUGUGGAGAAAGGAGUGAGACCUCUUGGGCAGCUUUCUGAGGCCCAGGCCCCAGCCAGAGCUCCUGCAGAGUGAAGAGGGGCAGCCCUUCUCUUCCGGGGUUCCUGCCCUGGGCCGCCCUCUUCCCCUUCCCUGUCCCUCUGAAGCAAUAAUGGUCCCCAUCAGGCAGCAGGGAGGCUGGCCCAGGGGGUAUUUGAAGGAGGAGGCCGCCUCGCCAAGGGCUUUUGCGUCCCUGACCCUGUCCCCCACCUCUGGUGAGCCUCGGGCGGAAGCGGUGAUUGAAGGAAGGGACCAAGGCAAGGCAGGUGCUUCCAGGGGCGCACGUGUGUAUCUGUCCCUGUGCCCACCUCCACCACAGCUGGCUGCCCGCGGAGUGAGGCUGCCCCAGGCCGAGCCCCGUGCUGGCGUCCUGACCACCCGCCCCUCUCUGGCACCCCCCCUCCUGCCGGGGCCCAAGUCCCUGUUUUCUGAGCCCGGGGCUGCCUGGGCUGUUGGCAUUCACAGUCCCGGAGCCCCUGGGUGGGUGGUGGGGAGGGACGGUGGCCCAGCCGGCCCUUCCCGCCUCCCACCCGAUGCUGCUUUCCCCUGUGGGGAUCUCAGGGGCUGUUUGAGGAUAUAUUUUCACUUUGUGAUUAUUUCACUUUAGAUGCUGAGUUUUUUUUUUUUUUUUUUUUUGUAUUUUUAACGGGGGUAGCAGCUGGACCACCCACCUUCCCACACCCACUGUUCAUCCUGCUGUUCCCCCGGCUGCCCUGGCCCUGAGGGGCAAGGGGCUGCAGCGUGUUCCUGAGGAAUGAGGAGUAGCUGAGCCCCAAGUCCUGAAGAGGCAGGCAGGCCAGGCCUAGGAAAGGGGGGUCACUGGGGGAGGGGCAGGCUGUCGUCGUGUUUUACAUGGGCUCGUCGUGCCAGGAGCUCACGGGUCACUGCUUCUCCAAGUGCCAGGGGUGGGCAGGCAGUGGCACCGAGCCCCCUCCAACACUGUGCCCUGGUGGAGAAAGCACUGACCCGUCCUGCCGCCAAGUCUCCCUCUUCUGACGUGCCUUUUGCACCCCUCCCAUUAGGACAAUCAGUCCCCUCCCGUUUGGGAGCCCCCUUUUCUUUCUCUCCCCAGCCCCUCCUGGCACCCAGCCACCUGCCCAGGGGUGCCCCCGCCUCUCCCACCUACCCACCCUUGUGGCCAGCCCAGCUGGUUUUGUAAGAUACUGGGUUGGUGCACAGUGAUUUUUUUUUUCUUGUAAUUUAAACAGGCCCAGCAUUGUUGGUUCUAUUUAAUGGACACGAGAUAAUGUUAGAGAUUUUAAAGUGAUUAAACGUGCAGACUAUGCAAACCAG
Equus quagga is the source of this 5841-nucleotide messenger RNA. It is a transcript of the gene FURIN, whose product is annotated as furin, paired basic amino acid cleaving enzyme. Gene Ontology annotation, cellular component: trans-Golgi network; Golgi membrane. The transcript is spliced from 15 exons. Bases 1910 to 4291 code for a protein of 793 amino acids. The record is from RefSeq and is a predicted model, not a curated record. Gene Ontology annotation, molecular function: serine-type endopeptidase activity. Lineage: Eukaryota; Metazoa; Chordata; Mammalia; Perissodactyla; Equidae. Gene Ontology annotation, biological process: peptide hormone processing.